CCGCGGAGCGGGGCCGGAGCGGGGCCGCCAUGCGCCCGGGGCCGGGGCUGCCGGGGCUGCCGGUGCUGCCGGUGGUGCUGGCGCUGCUGGCGGCGGCGGCGCGGCCGGGCAGCGGCGAGGARGCGAUCCAGUGCCCGCCGUGCUCGGAGGAGCGGCUGGCGCGGUGCAAGGCUCCGCAGGGCUGCGCGGAGCUGGUGCGGGAGCCGGGCUGCGGGUGCUGCGCGACCUGCGCUCUGCCCCGCGGCACCGCCUGCGGCGUCUACACCGCGCGCUGCGGUGCGGGGCUGCGCUGCUACCCACCCCGCGGCGAGCCCCGGCCCCUCCGCACCCUCAUGCACGGCCAGGGCAUCUGCACAGACCUGGCCGACGUCGAGGCCAUCCAGGAGAGCCUCCAGCCCCCAGAGAAGGAGGAGAUCGACCAYCCCAACAACAGCUUCAGCCCCUGCAGCAUCCACGACCGCAAGUGCCUGCAGAAGCAGCAGGCCAAGAGGGUCAACAACGGCAACAAGAUGCGCAGCAGCGGGAGCCCUCACCACCGCGAGGACGCGCGGCCCAUGCCACAGGGUUCGUGCCAGAGCGAGCUGCACCGGGCGCUGGAGAAGCUGGCGGCCUCGCAGACCCGCACGCACGAGGAUCUGUAUGUCAUCCCCAUCCCCAACUGCGACCGCAACGGCAACUUCCACCCCAAGCAGUGUCACCCGGCGCUGGACGGGCAGCGGGGCAAGUGCUGGUGCGUGGACCGCAAGACGGGGGUGAAGCUGCCGGGCUUCCUGGAGCUGAAGGGGGACUUGGACUGUCACCAGCUGGCCGACAGCAUGUGAGCGCCACCGCGGCGGCCGCGCGGGGCCAGGACCCCUGCCGGGGCUGCCUGGGAGACAAGGAGAGGGGACGUGACUGCUGAGCAGCGCCCCGGUGCCGGGGGACCCUGGGAUGCGCCACCGCGGCACCGUGACCUGCGCCAUGACCACUAUCCGCCACCGCCGGGGGUCCCGGCAGGCGACAGCGGCACCCCCGUCCCGCACGGACACAGCUUGGAUGGCACUGUCCUGGCACUGGGGUCGGGCUGUCUGCGUGCAGCGGGUGGGGGACACUCUUGACGCUGUCCCUUGGUAUCCCCGGUUCUCACCCCGGCCCCGCAGGCAGCACYGGGCACCCGGCACAUCGAGGGUGUGGUGGCAGCAUCUCAUCCGCAGCGCAGUGCCCUCCGUGCCAGACCUGKGCGCGGGCAGCAGCAGAAGUGCCUCAUCCUGCCCUCCCUGGUGGUGAGAGGCUGCCCAAGCGAGGACUGKGGGGCCUGGAGAKACCCCCCGUGCCUGCAUCCCACCCRGAGCGUGUGUGCGAAGCGCAGCGUGGCCGCACGGAGCAAUAAGAGACCUUCCCCCUCCCUGCUGCAGCCCCACAGCCCGGGACAUCCUCCCCACGGCCCAGCCCCGUCCCGCUCCCUGUGCAGGGACAAAGCCUCCCAUCCAUCCUGCCUCUCCCUGCUCCAUACUGAGGCCGGUCAGGACCCCCAGGCAAGCAGCAGAGUGUCCUCACAUGCAUCGAGUCCAAGGGGAGGGUGGAGGGAUGAGGGAUGCCCAGAAAACACAUCCCAGGGGAAAGAGCUUCUUUUGGUUUGAGUUCUUUCUUUCUUCCCCCAAUUUUUU
Molecule: messenger RNA, 1646 nt
Organism: Malurus melanocephalus (red-backed fairy wren)
Lineage: Eukaryota; Metazoa; Chordata; Aves; Passeriformes; Maluridae
Gene: IGFBP4
Product: insulin like growth factor binding protein 4
Exons: 4
Coding region: 30-821 (263 amino acids)
Biological process (GO): regulation of insulin-like growth factor receptor signaling pathway
Cellular component (GO): extracellular region
Molecular function (GO): insulin-like growth factor I binding; insulin-like growth factor II binding
Source: RefSeq, a predicted model, not a curated record